Hyphopichia burtonii NRRL Y-1933 is the source of this 627-nucleotide messenger RNA. RefSeq lists its product as uncharacterized. Bases 30 to 479 code for a protein of 149 amino acids. The record is from RefSeq and is a predicted model, not a curated record. The transcript has a single exon. Gene Ontology annotation, molecular function: hydroxyisourate hydrolase activity. Gene Ontology annotation, biological process: purine nucleobase metabolic process. Lineage: Eukaryota; Fungi; Ascomycota; Pichiomycetes; Serinales; Debaryomycetaceae.
UUACAUUUUGCUAUCUACAACUAAUUGAGAUGUCGGUUGAUCCUAUAACAUGCCAUAUAUUGGAUACUGCCAUUGGUAAGCCAGCUGCAGAUGUCACCUGCUCAAUUUAUCGUAUUUCGCCAUUGAUAAGUGACAAAUCCCAAGAAUCUGCCUACGACAUAAGCUCCAACCAAAGACCAUUUGCCAUGGCAAGAACAGACCAAGAUGGUAGAAUCAAAAAUUGGGUGAUUAAUCCAGAGUUGUCAUUGAAGGAUAAGGAAGCCAUUGGAAUUGAAAACAUCGACUGGAGUGUCUUGAAGCCAGGCAUAUAUAAAAUCAAGUUUUUAACUGGUAAGUAUUUCAAUGAUUUGGGUAAGGCCAAUAGAACUUUUUUUCCCUUUGUUGAGAUACAUUUUCAAAUAGACAACCCUCCUGAUCACCAUUAUCACAUUCCGUUGUUAUUGAGUAACCAUAGCUAUACAACUUACCGUGGUAGCUGAUCUAGAAAGACGUCUACAAAUGAAAAUAAAAUGAUAAAAAGUAUGGCAUAAAAAAGAACUAAAAAGGAAUGAGAAAUGAAUAUAAAUACGUAAAUUUAUGUAAAUGAUUUGUUCUCUUAUAUAUAAAAGAAAUAAAGAACAACCUUGC